This is a messenger RNA of Brassica napus (rape), 1368 nucleotides long. RefSeq names its product NAC domain-containing protein 105-like. Gene Ontology annotation, biological process: regulation of DNA-templated transcription. The record is from RefSeq and is a predicted model, not a curated record. NCBI's taxonomy places the organism in Eukaryota, Viridiplantae, Streptophyta, Magnoliopsida, Brassicales, Brassicaceae. The transcript has 3 exons. Gene Ontology annotation, molecular function: DNA binding. Bases 255 to 1142 code for a protein of 295 amino acids.
GCGCACGCAUAGAAGCAGUGAUGGUGAGUGAGGCCAACGCGAAAUGAGCAUAUGAUUACACUCUGAAGUUCAAACCACACACGUCGACGUUCAAGUGGACGGUCCAUAUAUCUCUCUUUCCUAUGCCUAAUUAGCAUCUUCUCGCUCUCUGUUUUUAUUGAUAGAGUCGGUUGGGGUUUCUUCUACGGUCGAUCUUCACUAGCUCGAUCAAGAAGAAACCAGCAAAAUAUAAACACUUGAAGAUUUUAUCAAAGAUGAUGGGGCCGGUGGAUCAAGAGUCGUCAAUACCGCCCGGUUUUAGGUUUCAUCCGACAGAUGAAGAGCUUGUUGGAUAUUACCUCAAGAAGAAAGUCGCAUCCCAAAGUAUUGAUCUCGAUGUUAUCAGAGAAAUUGAUCUCUACAAGAUCGAACCAUGGGAUUUACAAGAGAGAUGCAGGAUAGGGUACGAGGAGCAAAAGGAGUGGUACUUUUUCAGCCACAAAGACAAGAAGUAUCCGACUGGGACGAGGACUAACCGAGCCACCAUGGCUGGUUUCUGGAAAGCCACAGGCCGGGACAAGGCCGUUUACCUCAACUCCAAACUAAUUGGUAUGAGAAAGACUCUCGUCUUUUACCGCGGUCGAGCUCCCAAUGGCCAAAAAUCCGACUGGAUCAUCCAUGAAUACUACAGCCUAGAAUCCCACCAGAACGCUCCUCAGCAGCAGGAAGAAGGAUGGGUAGUGUGUAGAGCAUUUAAGAAACGAACGACCGUCCCGACAAAAAGAAGACAAAUUUGGGAUUCGAACUGUUUCCUAUACGACGAUGCUACCCUCUUGGAACCUCUCGACAAGAACGUCCUCAUCAAGCGCGCCAAACAUAACACUGAUGGUCUAGCGGUCACACCGUUUAAGCAAGAACUACCCUCUGAGGCCAACCAAAUCGUUGAUGAUGGAUUCUUUGGCUCUAUGUACCUUAAAUCCAUGGGUGAUGAUGAAUUAUCUCAGCUUCCUCAGCUAGAGAGCCCCUCUCUCGCCUCAGACAAGUUGCCGGAAACAACUAGCCGCACGGGGGAAGAUGACGUUGGCGCUGAGAAGAGGAUGACGGAUUGGAGAGCGCUUGAUAAGUUCGUGGCGUCUCAAUUCUUGAUGAAUGGCGAAGAAUAAAAGCUUUUUUGGGGGUGAUAGUAUACCGUUCAAUGCAUGCAUGCAUAAGAAACGUCGUCGUUACGUGGAAUUAUAUAUGAUCUUAAUAAAAAGCAACGAAGGGAAGGAUUUUGGAUGGAUAAGCAGAAGAUGAGAGUGGAAUAAGAUUAUAUAUAACGCUCUACACUUGCUGAGUUUUUCGUGUAAUGUAUAAGCAGUGGCUUAAAGAAAAAUACGUUCUUUAUUA